Molecule: messenger RNA, 972 nt
Organism: Gastrolobium bilobum
Lineage: Eukaryota; Viridiplantae; Streptophyta; Magnoliopsida; Fabales; Fabaceae
Product: ribosomal lysine N-methyltransferase 3-like
Exons: 2
Coding region: 1-840 (279 amino acids)
Biological process (GO): peptidyl-lysine monomethylation
Cellular component (GO): nucleus
Molecular function (GO): protein-lysine N-methyltransferase activity
Source: RefSeq, a predicted model, not a curated record
AUGCAUCUUCUUUCAGCAAGAUUCGAUGGUCACAAUGCCUCUGAGGUGGUAUUCCUGCGGAAAAUCGAGGCUUUCACGCCCUCACCCAUUAAAGUUGUUAACUUUCUGUCAUUGUUAAACAAUACCAAGGCAAAACAUGAGUGGUUCUUGAUUUACCUAUUUGCUAUACAUGCUGCAAUUCAAAUUUUUUACUUUUUCAGCCAAACAGAGCACGUGUUUGUGUUUUUGCCUCUGAACAACUUGCUCUCUUUGUUUUUUCUGCUUAGGCGUAUGAGGGCAUUCAAGCGGUGGAUGAAGUCUCAGGGAUUCGAAUGGAGCGAUGCAUUGGAGUUUGUGGACACCCCAGAAGAGGGAAUAGCUGUGAGAGCUUUGUGCCAAUUGAAGGAAGGUGAUGUUGUGGCCAAGAUGCCAAAGGAAGCUUGCCUUACCAUCAAGACCAGUGGGGCACGUGAGAUCAUUGAAGAUGCUGGUUUGGAUGGUCAUUUGGGGUUAGCAUUUGCCAUCAUGUAUGAGAGAAGCUUGGGUGGUGACUCCCCCUGGGCUGGGUACCUUCAGCUUUUGCCUCACCAAGAGUGCUUGCCAUUGGUUUGGACCCUCAAUGAAGUAAACGCCCUUUUGUGUGGUACUGAGCUUCACCAGGCAGUGCAAGAAGAAAAAGCUCUUAUGUAUGAGGACUGGAAAGAGGAUAUUCUGCCCCUAUUGGAUUUGGCACCUUCAAAGCUUAAACCAAAAUUCUUUGGUAUAGAACAAUACUUUGCAGCAAAAAGUCUAAUUUCUUCGCGAUCGUUCUCGAUUGAUGAUUACCAUGGUUUUGGCAUGGUUCCCUUGGCAGAUCUGUAAGUAAAGCCUCUGGUGAUUACCAUGGUUUUCUUUACUAGUCUCGGAUUACCCCUUUAACUGCUAUUUAUUAUCAUUUAACUUUGCCUUACCCUUGUAAAUACUCAAAUCCAUAGAUGAAUUAAAAUCUUUAAG